CGCCGCUGGAGAAAGAUGGCAAGGUCUCUCAUCCAAGCGUGCCGCAGUCUGGCUCUCUCAACAUGGCUGCUUUCCUUUUGUUUCGUACAUCUGCUCUGCCUGGACUUCACUGUGGCCGAGAAGGAGGAAUGGUACACCGCCUUCGUGAACAUCACCUACGCCGAGCCGGUACCGGACUCUGGGGCCGGGGCGGUAGGCAGUGGUGGCGGUGGUGGCGGCGGCAGCGGAGCCGGAGCCGAGCUGCACACGGAGAAGACCGAGUGCGGGCGCUACGGGGAGCACUCGCCCAAGCAGGACGCCCGUGGGGAGGUGGUCAUGGCCAGCUCGGCCCACGACCGCCUGGCGUGCGACCCCAACACCAAGUUCGCGGCGCCAACGCACGGCAAGAACUGGAUAGCCCUCAUCCCCAAGGGCAACUGCACCUACAGAGAUAAGAUCCGGAACGCGUUCCUGCAGAACGCCUCCGCCGUGGUCAUCUUCAACGUGGGCUCCAACACCAACGAGACCAUCACCAUGCCCCACGCAGGUGUAGAAGACAUAGUGGCCAUAAUGAUUCCUGAACCAAAAGGGAAGGAGAUUGUCAGCCUGCUGGAGAGGAACAUCACUGUGACCAUGUCCAUCACCAUUGGGACCCGGAACCUGCAGAAAUACGUGAGCCGCACCUCCGUUGUGUUCGUCUCCAUCUCCUUCAUUGUCCUGAUGAUCAUCUCCCUCGCAUGGCUGGUCUUUUAUUAUAUCCAGAGGUUUCGAUAUGCAAAUGCCAGGGACAGGAACCAGCGUCGACUGGGAGAUGCAGCCAAGAAAGCCAUCAGCAAGCUCCAGAUCAGGACCAUCAAGAAGGGUGACAAGGAAACAGAGCCCGAUUUUGACAACUGUGCAGUUUGUAUUGAAGGUUACAAGCCCAAUGACGUGGUCAGGAUCCUGCCCUGCCGGCAUCUUUUCCACAAGUCCUGUGUUGAUCCCUGGCUUCUAGACCAUCGCACCUGUCCCAUGUGCAAGAUGAACAUUCUUAAAGCCCUAGGGAUCCCGCCCAAUGCCGACUGCAUGGAUGACUUGCCCACAGACUUCGACGGCUCUUUGGGAGGUCCACCAACCAAUCAGAUCACAGGAGCAAGCGACACGACAGUGAAUGAAAGUUCAGUCACUUUAGAUCCUGCUGUCCGGACUGUGGGUGCGCUGCAGGUGGUUCAGGAUGCAGACCCCACCACCCAGGAUGGAGACAUCAUCUUUACCACCAACAGUGAGCAGGAGCCGGCUGUCAGCAGUGACUCUGACAUCUCUUUGAUUAUGGCAAUGGAAGUUGGACUGUCUGAUGUAGAACUUUCCACUGACCAAGACUGCGAAGAGGUGAAAUCCUGAAAUGGCAAAUAUGGAAGACAGAGAUCAAGGGGCCCAUGGGGAGGGCAUGGAGGAGUGCGCCAAGACUUGAAUAGGCUCACAUGCCUCCAGAACACCUGGCCAACUCCAGGACACUUCCUGCAAGAAUGGAAAUGAAAAGCAAUAUCCAAAGUCACAUAAACCAAGAUGCAUGUGUGCAUCUCUUCGACAGCCCUUGGCCUUGACAGGUUGGAAUCUGGAAGGAUCCCCCUCAUUUCCUUGUAGACAUAUACUUCUGAAGCUCCUAAAACAGAGGCUUGAAAGGACACCGUAAGAGUUUCUUAGCUUCUUUGUAACUUCUUCCAGAUUGAUGUUAUCAUCCUUGUUUUAGGAAUAUAUGUGUUGUUUAGUUUCUUUGGCAAUUUCUUUGUAAAGACAACCUGCAGUUGAUGUCUGCUCCUGCGUUUUUCCUUUGAUUUACUCUGGCUUUUGUGUGGAGUUGGUUGAGAGGCAGCGGUUCCUGCUAGGAUCUGUUGCUGCUCCCUCUUGAGAUUCAUGGUCUUGUCCUCUCGGCAUGAAGUAUGCAUGGCUUUGAGAAGUGCCUCAGCACCCCGACACAGCCCAAGGAUAGCUUUCCUUAACAAUCUGAGUCCUUUUAAGUGAGUCUCAAAGAUCCUAGCUACCAGAGACCCCAAUACUAAGCUCCAAAUCUGCUAAGACCACCCAUCCUGUCACGCCAGGCUCUGGGAACGGCCCGUGUGACAUGGGGAGGGAGCUGUGAAGGUGCUUCCAUCCUUGAGGUCAAAGCCGGAAGUGCCCUCCAGGAUCUGAGCAUCAGUCUUCCCAGGGUAGAGGGUGAAAGUCUCCCUUCCAAACCAGAAGUCAUGUGUUCCUUCCAGUGAAAUCAAAAUGUCUGUAGCCUUGCUCUCCCUGGGGCUCCUGGAGUUUUGAUUGCCUCUGAGGGUUGGCAGGGCAUGGAGAUGCUAAAAGAGGCAAUCCCAUUUGAGCCCACUGGCAAACAGAGUGACAGAUGCAGGAGCACCUGCGUUUUACCUUAAUCCCCACACACUUCUGUGAAACCUCAUUGGGCCGCACACGGAAGAAUGUAGGUCAGUCAGGAGAGGAUUGCCUCCCCCGGGUGCCCAACAUGGGGGCCAAUACCUUAAAGAGCCAUGGGGUGAGGACAUCAGUCCUUUAAUCCAAACAGGACAGCCUGGGAAUUUGCUAAACCAAUUUUACCCUGACUGAGAGAGAGAGAGAAAGGAAGGGAGGUGGGGAGGCAAAGAGGUUGGCCAAUGAAUCCCAGAACCCCCUGGUAUUUUUAAACCAUUUGUGUUUUGUAUUCAGUUUUUGUACUUAUGACAGAAAUGUGCUAUUUUUUUCAGUGGGUACUUUUGUAAUACAUUUAGACUCACCGCCGUGGGGGAUGGAAGGACUAGAUGCUCUGGACCAUGACAAUGGAUCGUGUUACCAUCUCUAGGCUGCUGGUAAAGGGCAAGCAGCUGCCCGCUCGCCACAGCAGAGAGCUUUUCUGAUCACGUUGUAUUUACAUAUUUGAUGAGGGCUUUUCCACCUCAUUACACUAAUACCUACUCACUGGCAGCACUCAGUGCUGCUAAAAACCCUGGCUGCCUGCUGAGCCCAGGACUGCCAGGGGAGGACUGGGGGCCCUUGGUUCACCCUCUUUGGUGAUUUCCUGGCGGGGGGGAGGGGGGCUUCUAAGUAGAUGGUGAGGCAAGAAACUCAGCCUCCUCUCUCUAGGAGUCCAACAUUGCCAUGUGCUGAAAGCCAGUCUCCAUAGUGUGACAAAGAAGGCAGCCGGUCUCGGAGGGUGCUCUGAAGCAGGAGGCAGAGGAGGCAGGAGUCCUAGAGGAGCCAGGCCCUCCCAUGUGAGACCUCCACCUCUCCAUGUGCAGAGUGAAUGGUUCCACAGCUUGCUUCCCAGAGGCUUCUCUGGGCUUUGGAAUCACUGAUGAACCCUCUGCCCAGCGGGGCCCUUUCCUUGCACAGUGAACAGGCUCUCUAACUUGGGGAGGUAGAGGGUUAUGACAUGGAACAGAGAAGAGCUGGCUCUGAUCUGGCCCUCAUGAGGUCUGAGAUGAAGAUCUAAAUGAUGGACAUUUUAGGCCCAAGGAGGAGUUGGUCUAUUGCCUUGUUUAACAGCUGCUUAGAGUCACAGCAUUUGAGACCAAUAGGUGUCUUCAAAUCCAAGCCCUUGGUGUGGAGUUGUUCCUCUCUAAGAGAGUUCCUGCUCUCAGCUGAGGCUCAUACCAGUGGCCUACUCUUCUCUGUGAUCUGACCUCCAGUCCAAAGGUAACAGUCCUUCAGCAAUUGAAUGUGAGCCCUUGCAGCCACAGACCAAAUGAGGCAGGGAUUGCUUGUCCAUGGAUGCUGUGGCCAUAGCCGUUUCUUUAGGAUGCUGUGCAGGUGACAAGGAGUUUUUAAGGGCCCACUCUGAUCCCAAGGAGUUCUAGCUACAAAGGCCUAAGCCUAGGAGACAAAUUCAUUGCAAUCUGUUUCUGGGGGUGGGUUUCCUGUAGCUUUGUAGUUAAAAUUUUUUUACAGAAGAAAGGAAAGUAGUCCUUUUCCACAGCCUUUCUCACCUCGCCCAAAGACAAGACCCUUACCUGGGGACCCAGCAGUUCACAGAGGAGUGUCGGAGGGUAUGUGAAUCCUCAGAAGUCAAUACAAGUUGGAUGUCUUUACAGAUGUGCCUAUUUUUCUGCAGCAAGUUCAGACCAUCACUGCCUACUCAAAAUAGGAUGCACAACACAUCCGUCAUUCUUAACUUUCUACUAACCACAUUGUAAAAAGUGAAGAGACAGGUGAAAGUGAUCCCACACUGCAUUUUAUUUAACUCUGAUUUUGUUUUUUUUUUAACGUAUAAUUUAACUGUUUUAUUAUUUCAACAUAUAAUUUGUGUUUAAAAGUAUUAAGGAAAUAUUUUCCAUUCCUUUUCUAAGCCUGUCAUGAUUUUUAGAUUCACAGCAGGUCUCAGUUUGAGCUGGCCACCUCUGAGGCACACAACAGCCAUGUGAAGCUUCCAGCUGGACAUUGCUGGAACAGAGCUCUUCCAGGGAAUGGCAGGACUCCCUACACCUUAUGAAAGACAAAGUUUGAAACUGCAGUUACCUCCAGAGAGACAUAGCUAUCGCCCAAGUCACCUGCUGAGUGACCUGGAGGUCAAUUUAUUUUGAAAUGUGUGCUGGAACUUUACCCCAGUGGUGUCCAUGGUCAUGUAAGGCUUUUCUCUGACCAGCUGUUUCUUAGAAAAUCAUGCCAACCCUGAUGAUUAGGUGCUGAAAAAAAAUACUAUACCCUCACAUCUCAUACCCCUUAGACUGAUACAUGGCACUUAGGAGCCAAAGACAAUGCCAGACUGAAGUCACCUAUUUUCACCCCAGCCCCUUUUACUCUCUACUGGGCAGAGGUCUGCCCCAAUCCCAGAGCCACUAGCCCCACAGGUAUGGUCAGAGCUUAUGGAUUUCAGAGAACAGUGACAAGUUGCAUAGUGACUCCAAAUUCAACACAUCAUGUGGCCUUAUUGAAAAAGAAUCCAUGAGGUUUUUUUGACCAUCCAACCUCUACUUGAAGUUAGGACCAGCCCAGCAGCCAGCUUUCUGCUUAAAGCCAGUACUGUCCGUGCCCUCUGACUCUAGAGAGCCAAGGAGCAGCUGCAUUGACUCCAAGUCAUGUAGAAUCAUCCCUAGGACUCACUGCCUGUGAUAUGACUCACCGCUUUGGAAAGGCUGAGCCCCGACGACGAAUACAGCUUCGGAAAUGUGAUGUAUCCCUGGGAUGCUCACGGUGCCCUCCACCCAGUAGAGAGGUAGAAUGUCAGAGGGACAAAGGUACCUGCCUUGACCAUACAUGGUAACACUCAUAGCGAGCAAAGCCAGUCUGUCCAAAGAGGUUUUGGACUAGUCUGCUUUGCAGGUUUUGUUUUGGUUUUCAGCAUUUCUCUCAUCCUGGUGUAACAUCCGGGACAUUUCACAGCUCUGGCUUUGGUUAUAUCAAAACUCACGGCACCUGAUGACCAUUCCUUCAGCGAAUGUCCUGUAGGUACUUUGCUUUCAGAAUCAAAAACAAAGGCACAUUGUCCGGCAUAUGUUUCUUCAUUAAUUAUGAGUAGUUUUUACAUGGGAAUCCAUUCACCUGAAAAUCCAGCAGCAUUCAGUUCUCCACUGAGUGGCUCACCUUGACUGAGAAG
Ochotona curzoniae (black-lipped pika) is the source of this 5527-nucleotide messenger RNA. It is a transcript of the gene RNF150, whose product is annotated as ring finger protein 150. The coding region runs from base 16 to 1359 and encodes 447 amino acids. The record is from RefSeq and is a predicted model, not a curated record. Lineage: Eukaryota; Metazoa; Chordata; Mammalia; Lagomorpha; Ochotonidae. The transcript is spliced from 7 exons.